AUGUCACGCAACAUGGAAGUAAAUGAGAAUAGAGUCAGAUGUUUGCAACAAUGGGUAGAGCACAUUAUUCCGUCCAGCAGUGAUAAAAAUGUUCGGGAGUGGCAGACGCUUCUUCAGCUUAUCGAUCUGUGCAAGGAUUCAAGUAUGAGCACUGUUAUCAACAAUGAAGAUAUACCCGAAACGGUUCACAAUAUUUUGUCGGAUUUCUUUUCUGUUGAUUUUAACUCUAUUUUCCCAACAAAUGCCGAUGAUAACCGUGGACCUACUUACCGAUACUAUUGUUUUUUGCUACUGGUUUUGACCAUGGGUCUGCGCUUGAAGUCCAAAUUAUUUAUGAGUGCAGCAUUCAAGCUUCCUAGCACAAUGCAUUAUCAUAUUGUUGAAAUGACUCAACCUCUUAUUGAAGAUUGCCCCAUCUCGAUGACUUCUUUUGAAGCGUUAAGCUUAGAUUUAGAAAACCACCCGCUGACACCCAUUCACCAGAGCAGGAAUAUAAAGGCUCCUUUGACUUGUCCUGUCAUUUCAAAAGUACCAAUGUUACCGUUUGGACACAAAGAAUUAAAUGUAACUGGUCCUGACCUUACUUUUGAUGAUACACAUUCUGGGAAUGAACUUUCUUACAGAUGUACUGGUCACUCCUUAUACUCAUCUCCACAAACCUUUUUUGAAUCGCUUCAUGUUCGCAAAGGAAAAAGCUGUAUCACAAAAUCUGGGUUUGGAAAUGAUUUCGAGUCAGAAAUAGACUCUCCUCUGUUUUCAUUAAAAUCAAUUCUAGAGUCACCACAAGUUGUUCCUAAGGGCCAACUUUUAUCUAAAUUGGAUGAAAUUCGAUCCUUGUCUUCUAAGCUAUCUGAGGUCCAGCAUUUAUAUGAAGAAAACAUGUGUGAACUUAGUCGCUUGAGUUCCGAGUUGCAAGCUUCAGAAAUGAAGAGAAAAGAAACAGAGAUUCGCUUAAAGCGACGUGAAUCAGAGUUAAACGAAGUGCGUGAUGAAUUGGCUUAUGAAAUAGAAAUGCGUUCAUUUCACGAACAACGAUCUAAUCUUGUUGAUCAUCUACAGGAAAGUCUGAAUGAUGCUUUGGAAAAAUUAAAGGUAGUUAAUCGAUUGGACAAGGAAAACCAGGAGCUUCUCAAAGAAAACCGUAACUUGAAAACUAAAGAAAAAGAAUUGGAAAGUAUUCGUUCGCGUUUGUCAUCUCAACAAGAACUUGAACACCAACUUACUCAAAUGAAAGUUGUUGCUCGGCUUGCAGAUAGUGAGAUACAUGAACUAUUGUGCCAUCGCGAACGACUUCUAGCUAGAUCCGAAGCGGAAUGCGUAGCACAGGCGAACUCUUUGAUUCGUAACCAGGGUCCUACUUCGGAAACAAUAACUUCUCUGUGUGAUAACAGGUGUUAUUCUUGUGAGAAUUGUCCUCAACCUGCACAUACAUUUCAUUCAAGCUUUGGUAAAGAAUUGCAAUUUUCUAGUGCAGAUGUUUCAAAUGCAGGUUCUGCUGAGAGUUUAGCUUCUGUGGUGAUGAUAAAUAAUCAGCUUCAAGAUCUUGAGUCAGCUGUUGUUAAGGCACGAACAGACUACCAAAUUAUGAGAAAGAAAUACAUUGUACAACGCUUCAAUUCAUUGUUCGGAAAAGUCCUUGCAAAACACCGAGGCAGUAUGAUUAACACCUUUCAAUAUUCAUGUGAGGUUUUGACAAAAGAACUUGAUAAUCUCAAAUCAGUCAUGCAUACUAGAUUCGAAAAACUAUGUGAAAAAAUUCUGAUUUCAGAAGCAAAGUUGACUCAAACCAAUAAAGAAAUUACAGAGAUAAAAGUUAAGCAGAUAAAAGUGAUCACUGAAUUAUGUGCUCAGAAAAAACAGCUUUCUAUUGAAAUGGAUAAAAUCCGAUUAGAAUCUGAGAUUGGCUUUCAUGAAUGGGAAAACAAAGUGAACUUACUUAAGACCGAAAAUUAUGAAUUGAAUGCCAAGAUUGCAUCUAUUCAUUCUUGUUUUGGAGGCGGUCAUGUAAAGAUUGAUGAAGAACUAAAGAAAAUGAAAGAGGCUGAUGUGGAAGUAUCUAAAUUAAAGUCAAAAGUCGUUGAGGUUGAAGACAAAUAUGAUAAGUUAAUAAUUUUAAAUAAGGAUUUACGUGCUGAGCUUAAUGAUCAAAUUGAUGCCAACAAAGCGUUUAGAGCGUCUGCUGAAGAAGAGGUAAACCGCCUGAAAGAUAGUUUGGCAAAUUGUGCUUCCAAUUAUAAAUCAAUUAUCAACAAUAUGUCGGAGGAACAUUGUCGUGAGAAAGACCAAAUUAUAUCAAACAUGAAGCAUGCUGUACAAGAAACUGCCAAAUUGAAAAUCUUACUAAAUAAUAUUAAAACUGAGCUAAUCGACGAAAAAGAAAAGGUUUCUCAGGUUUCAGCCCUGUCUGAUAGAUUUAAAAGUGAAGUAGCCGAUCUACGCUGCAAUCUCUCUAAAACAAGGGAACACUUAUUAGAAGUUGAAGAAAGCUUAAAAGUCAAAAAUGACGUAGUUUUAUCUCUGCAAUCAACAAACAACCAGUUAGAGGACAAGCUGUCACUGACUGAAACUUCUUAUAAGCUGAAGGAAAAAGAGGUUUGUAGGUUGGUGUCUCAAAUAAUAGAAUUAGAAUCUGAAAAUAAACGAAGUUCUGAGAAAAUCAAUGAGCUUGAAAACUUAGCUAAGUCAUCCAGUCAUAUCCAACUAGAUCUGGAGCAUCAUUUAGAAACCCUGCGAAGUCAACUUAACGAAAUGGAAAGUGGAUGGUUGUCUACGCGUGCGCAGCUGGCUGAAACAAGGCAACAAUUAAUUAAGACAGAAGAGCUACUUCACGAUACGAGGUUGCGUCUUUUACGAGCGAACUAUGAGAAAGCGGAAGUUUUAGAACGCUUAACACUAACCAAACCAAAAAAUGGAAGAACCCAGUCAACAUUAGAUCUCACCUCUGAUAUGUCAUCUACAACAUAUAAUAAUGUAAGUACUGGAAUCAAGCUAGUUCAUUCGGAAUCAGCAUCAGGAGAUUUUUCUUGUAAAAAUAAGCUUUCCAGUGUAGAAAUUCAAAAUGAUCUCAGUAAAAUUGAUCACAUCGGCACAGCCAGUAAGCCAGCUGGAAAAUCUUUUUCAGACAUUGCUGUUCAAAAGUGUGAUCCACGUUCACAUCAUAUAUGUUUAAAUCAUUCAUCUGGUGAUAUGAAAGAAUGGCCUCCAUAUUCAUCCAUUACUGCUCCAGUUAGUCCUGGUGGAUUAAAAAAAGAAAAUCAUAAAGCAUUGUCUGGUACGUCUAUACCAUUUCAUAGUUGUCGCUUUGGGCGUCUGAUUAUUUCACCUGAUGGAGAUGAAGCAAAAGAACUAAGGUCAAUCACUUAUCAAAUGACACACAAACUUUACUCAGCUCCAUCGAAGACAGAAAACGAGAACCAGUUAGUUGAAAUGGAGCUGAAUACGCCCGCUACAAGCAUAUCAACUGAACAUGAAAAACAACAUAAUUCAGAAUCGGUCUCACUGGGUUUACCAUAUAUAUCUGAAACUCCUGCGUAUAUGUUGAGCAUGGCCAAUCUUUCUCGAAGUUGCAGUGCUUAUGAGAUUGCUACAGUUCCACUUAAACUUUCGUGCAAAAGUGAUCUAUCUCUAUCUACCAAAAACACAUUGUCGUCAACAUCGAAUUGUUCAUUUCCUAUGAAUAAUGACAAACCGAAGUUUAAGUAUGGUAAGUGGGUUCCCAAAAAACUUCACAAACGUUCGAAACAUGGAGUUUCGCAAGAUCUAAAGAUUAAAGUUGGUCGAUUCUUAGAGCCUUAUCCGCCAAGUUCUGAUGUUCAGAGAAAUAAGGAAUUAAAAGAAAAUAAUUCUGCUAACAAGUCGACGUGGCAUAGAGUAUGGUCAAAAAACAAGUAG
Schistosoma rodhaini is the source of this 3891-nucleotide messenger RNA. The record is from the annotation of a GenBank genome assembly. NCBI's taxonomy places the organism in Eukaryota, Metazoa, Platyhelminthes, Trematoda, Strigeidida, Schistosomatidae.